Molecule: messenger RNA, 390 nt
Organism: Aspergillus niger
Lineage: Eukaryota; Fungi; Ascomycota; Eurotiomycetes; Eurotiales; Aspergillaceae
Exons: 5
Coding region: 1-390 (129 amino acids)
Source: RefSeq, a predicted model, not a curated record
AUGAUAGUAAACGCGAGGAGACUUGUCGUCAGGAGGAGGGUUGCGAGGCACGUAAGUCCCUUUUGGAUCCAUGAGGGAUUGCCGCCUUUCGACUUGGUGAUUCUAGGGAAGAGGAAGAAGAUAGUGAUGAAUGUAGCUGAGGAUGGCGGUAUCGUGGACGAUGGCUUUGGGGACGAGGGAUGUUGCGGUGUGCGCCAGGUGGAGGUGGGGAUUGGACAUGCUGGGUGUGUGUGGGUUGAUGUAAUGGAUGGGUAUGGAUGGGGGUGGUUGGGUGUAGGUCCUGUCAGGACCGGUGCACCAGUUGGAGCUUCCGGUGUUGGAUGGUGGAUAAAUAGGAAGAAGAUGGCUGAUCUGAAGGCAAGAGGCUAUAAGAUGUUUGUUGUGCAUUAG